This is a messenger RNA of Cyprinus carpio (common carp), 603 nucleotides long. RefSeq names its product stress-induced-phosphoprotein 1-like. The transcript has 2 exons. Lineage: Eukaryota; Metazoa; Chordata; Actinopteri; Cypriniformes; Cyprinidae. The record is from RefSeq and is a predicted model, not a curated record. Gene Ontology annotation, molecular function: Hsp90 protein binding. The coding region runs from base 212 to 493 and encodes 93 amino acids.
UGGAUUUCUUCUGUUUAUUUAUUUAUUUUUGGAUUUUCAGCACGAGAGUGCCCUCUGGCCUUCUGAUGAAGAUUUACAACUGAUCACAGAACCUGACAAGAUGCGCAUGUGAUUAGGCUAAAGCUGCUGAUUAAUUAAUUGUGCAGCCCUAAGUAAUCUGCUUUUUUUGGGGUGGGGGGGGGUCUAUAGAAAACUGCAGGACCCUCGUGUGAUGACAACUCUCUCAGUGCUACUGGGGCUGGAUCUAGCUGGCAUGGAUGAAGAGGAAGAACAGACUCCAACCCCACCCCCUAAACCCAAAGAGACAGCUCCACCUCCUCCUAAAGAGGAAGACCUGCCAGAGAACAAGAGAAUGGCCUUGAAGGAGAAGGAACUGGGAAAUGCAGCAUAUAAGAAGAAAGAUUUUGCUACUGCACUGAAGCACUAUGAAGAAGCCCUAAAGCACGAUCCCACCAACAUGACCUAUGUGUCAAACCAAGCAGGUAAGAAUUAAGCACUAUUCUGAUAUGGCACAUUUGGAUGGGACUAAAAUCACUGAGAAGCUCUGGUAAUAAAUACUUUACCCCACCUCUCCAUGUGAAACUAAUCCCUAAUCCUGUCCGA